This is a messenger RNA of Purpureocillium takamizusanense, 1248 nucleotides long. RefSeq lists its product as uncharacterized. Gene Ontology annotation, cellular component: plasma membrane. The transcript has 3 exons. The record is from RefSeq and is a predicted model, not a curated record. Gene Ontology annotation, molecular function: nucleobase transmembrane transporter activity. The coding region runs from base 1 to 1248 and encodes 415 amino acids. Gene Ontology annotation, biological process: transmembrane transport; nucleobase transport. Lineage: Eukaryota; Fungi; Ascomycota; Sordariomycetes; Hypocreales; Ophiocordycipitaceae.
AUGACCUACGUCUGCCUCCGGGCCAUAUUCCCGUCCAUUGACCGCAUCCCCAACACGCUGCCGGCGAGCACGGGGACGAACCUGCCGCAGUUUGUCGGCUUCAUCGUCUUAUUCGUGAUCCAGAUCCCCAUGCUCUUCCUGAGCCCCCGGUGCCUAUGCUAUCUCGUCUGGGCCGGCGCCGUCGCCGGGUUCGAGGUGCAGCUCGGGCUCACCGUCUGGGCUGUCGCAACCAUGGGCGACGCCGGGUUCGGUGCGGUGCUUCACGGGGGAGAGCAACAAGGCGCGUCGUCGUCGUCGAGGUCACAACUGGGAUGGGCGUCCGUGUUCUGCAUCUGCCUGACGAUAUCCAGCGUCACCAGUCUCUCAAUGAGCAUCUGCGACUACACCCGCUACAGCGGGUCGGUCAAGACGGGCGUCUGGGGCCAGGCGCUUUCCUGGAUCCCCAUCUGGCUGGGCAACAUCUUUGGCAUCCUGACCGUGGCGGCCACGCAGCGGCGGUUCGGCGCCGAGCUCUGGAGCGUGAUCCAGCUGCUCAUGGCCAUGCAGGACGCGUCCCCGACGGCGGGCACGAGGGUCGCCGUCUUCUUCUGCGGGCUCGCCUUCUUGGUCGUCCAGCUCGGCCUCAACAUCACGGGCAACAUCUUCUCCGGCGGGACGGACCUGGCGUCCCUGCUGCCGCAGUACAUUAGCAUCCGUCGCGGACAGUUCAUCGUCGUCGCCAUCGCGCUGGCCAUCAACCCCUGGUACCUCGUUUCCGCGGCGGCCGUCUUCCUGAGCGUCAUCUCGGGCUACACCAUCUUCAUCCAGCCCUUCCUGGGGAUCUUGACGGCGAAUUACUUUUUCGUGUUCCGGCGCAAGUUGAAGAUUGAGGACUUGUAUACGUAUAAGGACUCCAUCUACUUUUAUGGCUGGGGCGUGAACUGGCGGUCGGUCGUGGCGUGGACGUGCUCCGUGGCUCCUCACCUCCCGGGAUUUGUGAGCUUUCUGGACCCGAAGCUGCCGAUUACCGCGGGGGCUCGGCAGUUGUAUUACAUUGCGCCCUUUACGAGCUUCUUGAUCGCGUUUGCCGUUUCCCUCGCGCUCGGCUUGUGGUUCCCCGCGGCGUCGCAGGAGACGUUUCUGCGAGACAAGACGAGAGCUGACGCCUUUUGGGGCAAGGAAAACUUCAUCGCGCACCUGACCACGGGCAGAGGCUUGGCGGAGUACAUGAUGGAUGAGAAGGACCCGGAGGUCACGAGCACGAGGUAG